Saccostrea cuccullata (small rock oyster) is the source of this 1065-nucleotide messenger RNA. Its product is annotated as ribulose-phosphate 3-epimerase-like. The record is from RefSeq and is a predicted model, not a curated record. Gene Ontology annotation, molecular function: metal ion binding; D-ribulose-phosphate 3-epimerase activity. Bases 29 to 727 code for a protein of 232 amino acids. The transcript has 5 exons. Lineage: Eukaryota; Metazoa; Mollusca; Bivalvia; Ostreida; Ostreidae. Gene Ontology annotation, cellular component: cytosol. Gene Ontology annotation, biological process: carbohydrate metabolic process; pentose-phosphate shunt, non-oxidative branch; pentose-phosphate shunt.
GUUCGGCCUUCGUCAAAUCCAAUUCAAGAUGUCAGCCCCCUGUGGUGGAAAGCAGUGUAGAAUUGGUCCAUCAAUUCUUAAUUCAGAUCUAUCUAAGUUAGCUUCAGAAUGUCAGAGACUGAUGGACAGUGGUGCAGACUAUCUGCAUCUCGAUGUUAUGGAUGGGCAUUUCGUCCCCAACUUAACGUUUGGACACCCUGUUGUUAAAUGCCUUCGACCAAAGGUGCCCGGAGUGUUUUUCGAUAUGCAUAUGAUGGUUCAAAACCCAGAGCAGUGGGUUCAGAAUAUGGCAGAUGCAGGAGCAAAUCAGUACACAUUCCAUUAUGAGGCAACAGAUGAUCCUACUGGAUGUAUAAGGAAGAUCAGAGAAGCUGGAAUGAAGGUUGGUGUUGGUAUAAAACCAAAGACAGCAGUGGAUGUGUUAGUGCCAUUAAUAGACCUAGUAGAUAUGGCUCUUAUAAUGACAGUGGAACCAGGAUUUGGAGGCCAGAAGUUUAUGGCAGACAUGAUGCCAAAGGUUUCUUUUCUGAGAGAGAGGUACAGCGAUUUGGAGAUUGAGGUAGAUGGGGGUGUCGGACCAUCAACAAUUCAGUAUUGUGCUGAUGCUGGUGCUACAAUGAUUGUAUCAGGGAGUGCUAUUAUCAACAGUGACAAUCCAAAAGAGACUAUAACUUACAUGAGGGAUAUUGUUAAUCAGUCCAUACAGAAGACUUCUUCCAAGAGUUAACAAAGAGCUGGUUCUAAGAGUUAUAUGUAUACUGUGUAGAAGUUAUUCUGUACACCAACUUUUGUCUCAUUGGCUAGUGAUUAUUUUGUAUUGAAACACCUGAUGUGUAAUAUUUAUGAAUAUAUUCAAUUCAAAUCUUUAGGAUAUUUUUUUUAUAAAGAAUCUCUAAACCCAGUAAGGAAUUUUAAAUUGAUUCUUUCUCGGGUAUAAUUACUGGCAUUGUCUCGGAGUGUAUUAUUUAUAUACAAUGUAAUUAUGGUUCUAUUAUUUCCUGCUAUUAAUCUCAUACAAAAAAUUAAAAUUUAGAGAUAAUUAAUUCCUUCAGUCUAUAGUGAAAA